Messenger RNA from Blepharisma stoltei, 1855 nucleotides. The record is from the annotation of a GenBank genome assembly. Lineage: Eukaryota; Ciliophora; Heterotrichea; Heterotrichida; Blepharismidae.
AUGGGUUGCUGCCCAUCCGCAAAGCCAAAAGAAUUGGCUAUAAACAACUCAGCUCCUCCUACAGCUCGAAGUGCGCUUGAUAUAAAGAUCCAUCCAGGAGCUUUCGUUAAGCCUCAUGGGAUUCCUUUCAAACAACUUUAUAUGCUAGGAAAUUUAAUUGGAAAAGGAAGUUUUGGAGAGGUAAGACGCUGCACUCACCGACUCUCAGGCUUGCUAAGAGCGGCAAAAAUAUACAGAAAACUAGGCAGUGAGUCUGAAGAAAACCAAGAAGGCAGUAUGGCUCAGGAAACAGAAAUUCUUAAAUUACUAGACCAUCCCAAUAUUAUCAGAAUAUACGAUUUCUUUGAAGACGAUGAAAACUACUAUUUAGUCAUGGAAUAUUGUGAAGGAGGAGAACUUUUCAAGAAAAUUUCUAAAUUAUCAAGGUUCAGCGAAACGCAAGCUGCAGAAAUCAUGAGGCAGCUUUUUUCAGUUGUCUCAUUUUGUCAUGGUUUAGGCAUCGUACAUAGAGACUUAAAGCCUGAAAAUAUAAUGAUUGAAGAAAGAGGAAAAAGCUUCCAACUGAAAAUAGGAGACUUUGGGACAGCUGUAAAACUAAAAGAGAAUGAAUUAAUGGAAGGGAUGGUUGGGACAAUUUUUUAUAUGGCUCCUGAAGUUUUUACUGGAAAAUAUAGCGAAAAAUGUGAUAUAUGGAGCUGCGGUGUAAUUAUGUAUAUAUUGCUGACUGGAAGACCACCAUUUCCAGGAAAAACAGACGAUAAAAUAAUAGAAAGAAUUAAAAUAGGAGAAUAUAACACAGACUUACCAAUUUUCCAAGAAACUUCUCCUGAAGCGCUUGAUCUGAUUAAAAAAAUGCUUGUUCCUCAAGCAGAACGAAUUUCUGCAAGCGAAGCUUUAAGUCACCCUUGAAUAACUUCUCAUAUUAGCUAUGAAACUGUUGAUAUAGGGACUUUGGAUCAUAUAUUGGAAAAUUUAAAGCAGUUUUCUAACACACUCAAGCUAAGAGACACAAUCAUGUCUUUUAUUGCUGCACAAAUAAUCAAUAAUAAAGAUUUCAAAGAAAUCAGACAAAUUUUUUCUGUUAUUGACAAGGACGGAGAUGGGAAAAUAGGGCGCGAAGACCUAAUUGAUCAUCUGCAAAGGCCUCCUUCUGCGGUAGGGUUUUUCCUCUUCUAAGAAGGUUUUUCCCUCUUAUAGAAGGGCUUUUUCUGUCGUAAGACCUGGCCACGGGUGUCGUGUGGAGGGCCAAGACAAAGCGACUGGCGCAAAAUUAGCUUAUGCUGAGAAAGAACAAGUGGCAAGCAAGUCCCAAACCUAUGCACUCUAACGGCACGGGCCGUCUGCGUGCCACUGGUAACAACUGAGAGGAGAACCCUGAAACCUGGAGGAUGGGAAUCGUGCAGUAAGUCUGGCAGUCGCUGAGCCUUCUCAAGACGGCCUCGGGCAAGCUCAAUUAAUUCAGAUGGUAUACCGGCCAUAGCUUGAUCAGUAAUUAAGUAAUGAUAACGAUCAUCUGCAAAGGCGAAUGUCAUAUGAUAAGGCUGCAUGUCAAGUAGAAAAAAUCAUAAAGCAAGUUGACGCUGAUAUGGAUGGAUACAUACAAUAUACAGAAUACCUCAAAGCGUCCAUUGAUAAAAAUAUUUUGCUGUCCAGAACAAAUUUGUAUCUAGCCUUUUCAAUUUUUGAUAUAGAUAAAAAUGGAAUGCUUUCUGUAGAUGAAUUGAUGAAUUGGCUUGCGAGUAGUGACAAUCUGGAUAUUGAAAUUUGGAAAGAAUUAUUAAAAGAAGCAGAUAAAAACGGAGAUGGCCAAAUUGAUCUUAGCGAGUUCACUGAGUUUCUUCUUGAUAAGUUUUAA